Messenger RNA from Diospyros lotus (date-plum), 945 nucleotides. RefSeq names its product autophagy-related protein 8f. Gene Ontology annotation, biological process: cellular response to nitrogen starvation. The transcript is spliced from 7 exons. The coding region runs from base 331 to 690 and encodes 119 amino acids. NCBI's taxonomy places the organism in Eukaryota, Viridiplantae, Streptophyta, Magnoliopsida, Ericales, Ebenaceae. The record is from RefSeq and is a predicted model, not a curated record.
CCAGACGCAUAGUGGAAAGAAUAGGAUAUAUAUAGUCGAAAAACAAAGCUAAGGCAAGGCUGCAGUAUUGGUUACCUUCCAGAAUUCGGCAGCAGAAAGCCGUUGGGUGUUUUUCUUCUUCUCUCUUUCCUUGUAAAUUUUUCCAAAGUUUUGGUGUUCUUUUCUUUGAUUAUUGUUGAUGAUUUUGUGAGUCAACCAGUCAAAACAAUUAAGUUAAGGAGGCGUUUGAAGGAAUUAAUGGUUGGAUGAUUGGUGUCUGAUGUUUUCCUAAAGUUCUUUCAUCGCCUGUAUCAAAUUCUUUGAUUUCAGAAACCUAAAAUUUGGGGUUUAAUGGCAAAAACUUCCUUCAAGCAAGAGCAUGAUCUUGAGAAGAGACGUGCUGAGGCUGCCAGGAUUAGAGAGAAAUAUCCAGAUAGGAUUCCGGUGAUUGUGGAAAAGGCAGAGAGAAGUGAUAUUCCCAACAUUGACAAGAAAAAGUUCCUUGUCCCAGCUGACUUGACUGUUGGACAAUUUGUGUAUGUGAUCCGUAAACGAAUCAAAUUGAGUGCAGAAAAGGCAAUUUUCAUAUUUGUGGACAAUGUCCUGCCACCAACAGGGGCAAUUAUGUCGGCUGUAUACGAUGAUAAAAGGGAUGAAGAUGGUUUUCUUUAUGUCAUUUAUAGUGGGGAAAACACUUUUGGGGAGGCUUAACAUGGGCACUGGUUUGGUGCUUUGAUUUCUAUCCUUUCACCACCAUCAAUUUCUGGUUCCUUGUGGUACGCUUUCUUUGUUUUGCACCCAUUCUAUAAACAAGUAUAUCGGUGCAUAGUUUGUGUAUAGAUCCAAGAACAUAAAACACUCUAAUUUCAAAGCACGCUAAAUGUUGGCAUUUGAUGUCUUUCUUUACUAAAUAAUUUUAGUCAUAACGGGGAGUUUCAUAUGUGAUUGAAUGAUGCUUCCAAGAAA